Molecule: messenger RNA, 1326 nt
Organism: Symbiodinium sp. CCMP2592
Lineage: Eukaryota; Dinophyceae; Suessiales; Symbiodiniaceae
Source: the annotation of a GenBank genome assembly
AUGGCCAGCGAACACAAGAUGCUGGAAGAGACCAGGGAGUUUGACUUAACGAAGCCCCGCGACCUCAUUGAUUUCCUACUACAUGCCGACAUCCGCCUUGUGCGUUUUGACUACUUGUGGGGGCUUGCGCGAAGCAGACAGCUCUGUCCGCGAAGGCAAGAAGCUGAACAUGAAAAGUUCCGAGGUUCUCGCGGUGAGUCCUGCACGGCUUUAGUGACACCCGAAGAACUUAAGACUUUGCGCUUCUUCCCUGGUCCUAUUCGCAAGUCGUUCUCUUCAACUGUGGUGGAGGGUUAUUUCCAGACGCCUCAGCAGCGGCGCGUCCUUGUUGUUUCGGUCUCACACUGUUGGGAGUCGCAGCAACAUGCUGAUCCCUGGGGAUUUCAACUGCGCUGCUUGACUGACAAGCUUGCCACUCACAGGAACAAGGGCUUUGACAUGUGGAUCUUUCUGGAUUGGAUAUGCCUGCCGCAAUUCAAGCGAACAGCAGCGGAGCAGCAAUCCUUCCAGCGUGCCAUGAAAUCCAUGUACGUACUCUAUGCACACAGAGCUGUGGCUUGGGUAGAACGCCUUGUCGACCUCACCCCCGACGAUGAGAAAGUGAAGUCCCCAAGCACUGUGGAUAUAUACUGCUCAGCAACUGACAAGUUUGAGGCACGUCCUUUCGAAGAGUUGCUCUUGAAUCACACGCUGUACCACCAACGGGGAGAAGCCAAGGCCUCAAAAGGUAUGGUAUUAAAGUUUACUCACCGGUCUGAUGCAGAGCUCGUGAUGGAGCUGCAAGAGAAGAUCUUUCGGCAGCAAGCGGCGACGCGGAUCUUGCUGGUCGCAAGUCACCUCCCGCUGCACGAAGUGCGGCUAUCGUUGAAACUGGAUGGAUACUCAAAACACGGGAUCCUGAACAAAGAAAUCCCAUGGCUACGGAAGGUAGCGCUGGACAGAUGUGACGUUGGAGACAAGGGUCUUGCUCCACUGGCAAAGGUUUUCAAGCAGAUGGUGUUCCUUUCCCAUGUUUCCUUGCAGGGAAAUUGCAUUGGAGAUGCUGGUGCUGCUGUUCUUGGAAGUGCACUCGGCGGCUCCAAUGGCCUAGACUUCGUUGACCUGCGCAAGAACAAGAUUUCGAAGGCGGCAAGCAAAGAUUUCGCCUCUGCCCUGUGUCCCGAGAGAGGUUUCCGUUGUAGCAUGGAUGUCCUCGAUGGACCUCAUGAUGGCUACAUGUAUAUAUCUGCUGCGGAAUUCGAGAUGCCGGAGAUGAAGGCCCAAUUGAUGUCAGACACACCGCUCUUAAAUCUGUUGGAUUAUCAGGACCCCUACUUUAAGCGAUAG